UUAUAAACGCAUGUGCAUGCGCUCUGGAAAUAGUGUGCACUUUCUCUGACACAACGUUACGAGAAUCGGUUGAAGAGCUAAUCGGCCGAAAUACAUAUGUAAGUGUAUACGCAGUGAAUACGAUGAAGAUCUCGUUUCGAGCAAUAAUUUCGAUUAACAGUGUCUUCGAGUCGAUCGUCGAGGCAACCGUCGAACGACCGGCCGUAUAGUUCACAAUUCGUCAUCGGCGAUCGUAAAUGUUUCAAUACGUUCCACCAAUCAAAAGUUGCAUCUUUAUUCCAGUUAGAUUUCGCGUAGUUUCUGCACUCGUGUACGUAACUCGGUCAAAAGACAAACGAGAAAUAAGACAUAAAACUCUAUAAAAUACUACCGAUGCUAUUGAUAGACGACGAGAGAUGGCGGGCAGAGCCAACGAUAGUUUACUUUUCGCGCCAUCACUAUGUCUAACCUGUAACAGUGUACGCGUAGCAUUGUGAUAUUAUCCCGGUGAAAAAAAGAAUCGUUUCGGUUGGAAAACAUCUGAUUCAAGAUCGAUUUCUGUGACGUUUCAUGCACAGCACUUGUUCCGAGAAAAAUGGAAGAAGUGACAAAAUGUAGAUACAUCGAUUGCCUGGACGGUCGUGGAAAGGAGCAAAUACUUCACGAACUUCCCGUUUGCGAUACCAGUCUCUGCGUGAGGUGGUUGAUCAACAGUGGUCACGUGGACCUAAUAGGAAAAGAUUUGGACACACUGCGGUCCAUGAAGUUUUUCGUCUGUAACAAUCACUUUACGGAGGAUUGUUACCUGAGCAAGGGCACUUUGAAAGAAAAUGCGGUCCCCACGGCGCAUUGGAGCAAUCAUUCAAGAACGUUAAAAGCUACGAAGUUGCAACGGAAGUGUCAUACGAAUGGCCAAGAGAAUUCAAUGGAAGGCACAGUAGAAGCGAAUCAAGGUUUGGCAAAAAAUUGCCCUUCCGAGUUCGAAGCGAAUCAGUGGUGCCGAACCUGUGCUACGAAGAAACAUAAUCUCGUAAGUAUGACAAGCAAGGGAAAGGGCACAGAGAUGAGUCUUCUGUCAAAACUAAAACUUUUGAUAGAAAUUGACGACGAGGACGCGCUACCGACAAAGAUGUGCGACGAAUGCGUCGAUAAAUUGGAGCAGUCUUUCAAGUUUUUCCAACAGAUUUAUGUAGCCGACAACACGUUGCGCCACGUGUUUCCAAAUGCCCGCACGAACAACGUGUCCAGGAAGCCAUUGUAUUCGCUUGGCGAGCACCUGAAAAAAGAGCAAAGAGAGAAGGAGAAGGAGAUCGAGAAAGAGAAACAGAAAGAAGACGAGUUAGCGGUCGGAACUCCGAGAAUCACGAGGGGCUUGUUCCGACGUGGCCGAGGAAGGCCCCGAACUCGAGGAUACGCCGGGAGGCCGAGAGGGAGGCAAAGAUGGAGUCACAGGGCGAGUCAGAUGGCGAUGCCGGUUGCAAAUCUUGUUGCGAUUCACGAUUCCAGCGUCGGAGGGCCGACGCCGCCGAAGGAGGAGCGCGAGAACGAGAAGACGUCGAUCACCGAAGAGAACCAGGGCAGCACAGUCUUCUCGUUGCUGACGGAUACCUGUCGCAGCGACGAGGAACUCGACUGGGCGGACGUUUUGAAGAUAAUGAACUGUCAAGGCUCGCACCUAGCCCCGAAAUCAGUCGCCGACGAGCCGAUUAAAACGGAGGUCGAGAUCAAGACGGAGGAAGUCGGAGUGCAAAUCCAAGUGAAGCUGGAGGCCGAGCAGCCCUCGCCCACAGAGGCGAUCGAGUCGGAGGAGAAGUCGCAAAUAGCCUUGGAGAAGGAGAAAGAAAGCCCACCGAUCGAGCCGGCGAUCGAGUCGGCGAUCGGGUCAACGAUCGGGCCAACGAUCGAGUCAGCGAUCGAAUCGUCGAUCCAGCUCGAACCAGAGUCGACUCAGAGCUUUGUCUGCGAAACGGCGCCGCCGCUGGAAUGCAAAACCAUGAACUGCGAGUUCUGCAAGGAGACGUUCAAGUCGAAGCGCGAGUUGCAGACACAUCUGGCAACGAUACACUCUCAGAUAUCCGGUCACGUGUGUACAGAUUGCUCUGCUUGUUACGAGAGCGAAUCGCUGCUCUCGAAGCAUCGCGCGCUGCGCCACGGACAGCGAAGAUACCGCUGCGAACACUGCGACACCGAGUUCCUCGAGAAAAGGGUUCUCAGGGAGCACGUGAACAAAUGCCAAUGGUCCGAGCGGACGUACUACUCGUGCGACUCGUGUGGAAUAGCGUUCGGUUCGAAGCAAGAUCUCGCCGAACACGUAAGAAGCCACGCGAAAAGUCCGGCUGCGUCGUUCCAAUCGGAAAGCGUGUUCCCAAAGUCCAACUCUCCUGAACCCGAUCAAAACCGAGAAUCUUCUGCCGCCUCUGUCUCAGCGAUAACCGCGCCUGCAGACAGCGACGUCACACUUACCAAGACGAAUUCAAACGACAAUACUAUUCCCGGAUUGAACAGCAUGGAAGACACCGCGGAUAAAGCAGCAGAGGAGCGUGUUCAAGCGGACGCGGAACAGUUAUGUCCGAACUGUAACGAAAAGAUCGAGGACAACAUGGACCCGAGCGGUCAUCGGACGCAUUGUAAGUCGAACAAGAGAAAGGAUACGUCGUGUUGCUUGAUCUGCGGUAAGAAAUCGUUCUCCUCGGCGGAAGAGUACGAACGGCACGCGCUCGAGCAUUCGAAGCGAUCCAGAAUGUCGUCGCCGUCGUAGAAUCAAGACGUCGCUAGGCGUUGCAUGAUGGAAGUGUGUUUUAUUUCGACUCGUCGUCGUUGCGACAUAUCAUCUUUCCGCGAGUCGCCGCUACCGCAGCGGCGAAUUGGAUUGUCCGGGGUAUAGAUACAAAAAUUAUUCGACUAACAAAAUUACUCGCUAAGUACAACGUUGGCGUAAAACGUUCAAAGUGUCCCGUUGCAUGAAACACAACGAACUCGGCGAUAAUAUAUAUUUUCGCACGUUUCCCAAAUAAAGCUGCCAUAUGAGUUGUCGAACUAUCCGCGAUCGCUGUUCGCAAAUUUAACCUCGUACACGCGUCGUCGUUACGGUUUCAUGUAGCAGGCAGUUUGAGGACACGUCGUUAUUGGCAUGUAUUGCGCGCGACGACAAUGCCGACGAUUCGCGGGCGCAACGGUGCAAAGCUGCGUCCCUCGACUUAUUUACAAUGGGUCGGAAUCCUAGACGACGAAUUUGUAAAAUUGUGCACUAAUAAAUACAGCGUAUUUCCUUUUUGAGAA
Molecule: messenger RNA, 3258 nt
Organism: Megalopta genalis
Lineage: Eukaryota; Metazoa; Arthropoda; Insecta; Hymenoptera; Halictidae
Cellular component (GO): nucleus
Molecular function (GO): zinc ion binding
Source: RefSeq, a predicted model, not a curated record